Molecule: messenger RNA, 5947 nt
Organism: Lytechinus variegatus (green sea urchin)
Lineage: Eukaryota; Metazoa; Echinodermata; Echinoidea; Temnopleuroida; Toxopneustidae
Product: ras GTPase-activating-like protein IQGAP1
Exons: 45
Coding region: 136-5235 (1699 amino acids)
Biological process (GO): regulation of actin cytoskeleton organization; regulation of GTPase activity
Cellular component (GO): cytoplasm
Molecular function (GO): calmodulin binding; GTPase activator activity; actin filament binding
Source: RefSeq, a predicted model, not a curated record
CCAACGUGUUACGUUACUGUACGUAGCGCGCCGCUCCCCAACUUAUACCAACCUGAACCAACUUUAGGACAUAACUGGAUUUUUAGCGGAUAUUUUGGAACUUUUCUCUUCUUUCAUGUUGCUAAAGUAGCGAAUAUGGCGACAGUUGCACAUAAUGGUAAUGGGAUUGCUACAAACGGGAGUGUCUCAAGUGACGACUCCCCCGACGGGCGAGUUUCCAACGAAUAUGACCAUGAAGCGGAAGAUAUGCCCCAGAGAGCUUCAGCCGAUCAGAUGGACGCCGAAAGGCUCAAGAGUAUAGCCUAUCAAUAUCUCUGCCAUCUGGAAGAAGCCAAGAAAUGGAUGGAAGCGUGCAUCAGGGAAGACCUUCCUCCCACCACGGAGCUGGAAGAGGGAUUACGUAAUGGGGUGUACCUGGGAAAACUGGCACAUUUCUUCGCCCCAGACAAGGUACCCCUAAAGAGGAUCUAUGACAAGGACCAAAGUAGAUUCCAGGCCAAAGGACUUCAUUUUAGACACACAGAUAACACAGUGCAGUGGAUCAGAGCCAUGGAGGUUGUUGGAUUACCAUCGAUCUUUUAUCCAGAAACCACAGAUGUGUAUGAUAGGAAAAACAUGCCCAAGACUGUCUACUGCCUCCAUGCACUCAGCUUAUAUCUGUUCAAGCUUGGUAUUGCCCCUCAGAUCCAGGAUCUAUAUGGAAAAGUGGACUUCACAGAGGAGGAGAUUAGUGCUAUGCAGAGCGAGCUUGAUAAGUAUGGUAUCCAGAUGCCCCAGUUUCACAAGAUUGGUGGGAUCCUAGCAAACGAGCUCUCUGUUGAUGACGCAGCAGUCCACGCGGCCGUGAUCGCCAUCAACGAGGCCAUCGACAAGCAGGUCCCUUCGGACACGAUGACGGCGCUCCGGAAUCCCAACGCCCUCAUGCAGAACAUAGACGACAAUAACCAAGAUGCCUACCAGGAUUGCCUGUAUGAUGCCAAGCUAGCCAAGGCACAGAUCGCCCUCAAUAAGGCCUCAUUGAAGUCAACAAUAGAAGCUGAAGAAGACAUGGAUGCCUAUGACAUGCUGCUUACACAGGCAGAGAUACAGGGAAACCUAAACAAAGUCAAUCUAAAUACCCAACUGGACAAGGUGAACGACCUCCUGGACACCCAGAAUGCAUCUGAACUGGUUGAAGUACUGAUGAAUGCAGGCCUAGGACUCAAGGAUGUUUCAAGGGAGAACGCAGACUGGUAUCUUAAAAUCCUACAGCAGGCUAAGCAAAAUAAAAUAGAGGCUACCGGGAACCCCUACCCUAGAUUAGAGAAGGAAGAGGUCCAGGCUGGUGUAAACGCAGCUAACAUCCUAGCCAAGGAAGAAAAAGAUGUGGGUUUUGCAAUUCAAAACAUCAACUCAUUAAUCGACAACGGCACCCCGGAACAGCUUGUAGCGGCUCUAUCCAGACCGGAGGCUCAGCUCCCACACGUACACCCAUACUGCCAUGCACUCUACAAAACAGAACUAGCAAGGCUCAAGAUUAGCAAUGAAGGGGACUUAAACCUGGAGCAACUACAAGAUGCAGUCAGAGUUCUGUCAGCGGUAGCUAUGAUCAACCAGAGCAUUGAUUCGGGUCAAUCGAGUAAGACGGCAGAACUCUUACUCCAACAAGAUGCUUGCCUGGCCGACGUGGAGCAGGACAGUUCUUACCAUCAGAGAUACCAAGAUCAGCUUCUCGCUAUCAAGAGAGCUAAAGCUAAGGAAGGGGAAGAUUUCUUGACACAAGAAGAGAUCCAGGAGGUAGUGGAUGCAGUCAACUCUGAAGUACAGGAAGAACACCAACGUAUAAUGGCCGUAGCAGCAAUCAACGAAGCCAUCGAUGGAGGGGAUUCCGAACAGACCUUGAAAGCUCUUCAGAUGCCUGUGGCUAAACUAAGAGAGGUAGAAGAGCCCAACACUGUCCUCUACCAGAGAGUCCUACAUGCCGAGAAAGAGAGGAAAGGAAAGACACAAGGAGAUGACCAGGCUGUAUUGUGGCUAGAUGAGAUUCAAGGAGGAGUUGAUAAAGCUAACAAACAGACCAUAGCUGCUAAUAAAUUGGCUGUUGGCAUAGCAACGAUCAACAUGCUUAUAGAUGAAGGAGACGGCUCAACUCUGGUCGAAGCCCUCAAGAGUUCUGAUGUAGGUCUAAGGUCCGUCAAGCCAGACUGUGGAGACGAGUACCUCCAGGACCUGAAAGAAUGCAAAAACAACAAAGCACAAGCUGGUGAUGGUGGAGAUUGGACAUGUCAUCGGACACCAGAGGGAGAUGAUUUCUAUUUCAAUCUAUCGACUAUGGAAUCUAGCUGGGUUCAACCUCCAGACUAUGCACCUAGUAAUUCACAACUCUCUAAAGAAGAAAUUCAGGAAGUGGUAUCGAGAAUAACCGAAGCCAAGAACCGGGCCUUACUCUUUGAAGCCAACGAGGGCAACAUCGUCACCCUCCAAGCCCAUGCCAGGGGGAUGAUCGCUCGCAGGAAAUUCCAGGAACGUCGGAACUACCUUCACAAUCAGAUCCCUGCCAUAGUUAGGAUACAGAGCUUUGUGAAGGGAUGGAGACAGAAGAGAGCAUACAGGGAUAGGCUAGGUUACCUCAAGGACCAGGAGCCAUCGGUUGUUACGCUUCAAUCCUAUGCCAGAAUGACCUCAGCUCGUAAAGCUUACCAGAACAGACUCAAGUACUUCAGGGAUAAUGCCAAUGCCAUCAUCAAGCUUCAAGCUUUCUGGAGAUCAAACAGAGCAAGACAUGAUUACCACAUCCUCACUCAUUCUGACAUGCCACCAGUCACUGUGGUUAGGAAGUUUGUUCAUCUUCUUGAGCAGAAUGAAGUGGAUUUAUCUGAAGAACUUGAACUUCAAGAGUUGCGAGGGAAAGUCGUAAAGCAGAUCCGUGCUAACCAACAGGCAGAGAACGAUCUCAAUCUAAUGGAUAUCAAAAUUGGACUUCUUGUCAAAAAUAGGAUCACAUUACAGGAUGUUGUAAGUCACGGUCGUAAGAUGAAGCGUUCAGUCCAAGCCAGCCAGCCUCAGGGUCUGAAGACCCUCAGCAAGGAGAAACGUGACAUGCUGGAAGCGUACCAGCAUCUCUUCUAUCUCCUGCAAACCAACCCAACCUACCUGGCCAAGCUGAUCUUCGCCAUGCCUCAGAGCCGAACCACCAAGUUCAUGGAAUCGGUGAUCCUGACCCUCUACAACUACGCAGCCAAUCAGAGAGAAGAAUACCUCCUACUCAAGCUUUUCAAAACUGCCCUCGAGGAGGAGAUCAGGCGAAACUAUGAGUUAGUACAAGAGAUGCAGCAGACGUUCAUGAGUACGAGUAGGAGUGUACAGGUCAUUGACAACAAACCGGCUGAUGCUUCCAAAGUUGAUAGAAUGAUGGAGAUUGUGACAGGAAACCCUAUGGUCAUCAGGAUGGUCGUCACAUUCAACAGAGGUCAGAAAGGUCAGAGUUCACUGAGGGACAUCCUCCAGCCGUUGGUAAAGGGAGUGAUGGAGGAUAAGAAUCUAAACAUCAAUACCAAUCCUGUUGAGGUCUACAAGCAGUGGAUUAAUCAGAUGGAAACACAGACCGGAGAAGCCAGCAAGCUACCUUACGAUGUCCCAUCAGAUCAAGCCUUGAAACACAAGGAGGUCUUGGAGAGAUUAGAUGCAUCCGUUACACAGCUUGGUGAAGUCAGCAAGAGGUUCCUCAAUGCUAUCAUCUCAUCCGUUGAAAUGAUACCGUAUGGUAUCCGUUACAUUGCCAAAGUCCUGCGGGAGUCCCUUCAUGCCAAAUUCCCUGAUGCAUCAGAUGAAGAGGUUCUCAAGAUUGUAGGAAACCUGAUCUACUAUAGGUACAUGAAUCCUGCCAUCGUGGCUCCUGAUGCCUUCGACAUCAUCGACAUCGGGGUGGACAAGAUGAUGACGGUGGAACAGAGGAGGAACCUGGGAUCGAUCACCAAAGUACUUCAGAGCAUUGCUUCAGGGAAACAGUUCCUUGAGGAGAAUCUACAUCUUACCAAACUGAAUGAUCUAGUCAUCAAGUCCUUUGAGAAAUUCAAGGAUUUCUGUAGGAAAGUGUGUGAUGUCCCAGAGCCAGAGGUCAAGUUUAACAUCAAUGAAUACUCAGACUUUGUGAAUCCAUCCAAACCCAUCGUCUUCAUCUCUGUCAAAGAAAUCAUUGAUACGCAUGCACAACUUCUAGAGAAUCUUGAGGUGCUUGCCUCGGAUCAGAAUGAUCCUAUUCAUGAACUCCUUGAAGAUCUCGGAGAGGUGCCUUCUGUAGAAGAUAUCUUAGGUGAUACUCCAAGUGACAUACCGGAGCAACAGAUAGAGGCUUUGGUCCAGAACAUGGCUAAGACCGAGAUCUCUCUCACUCUCACCAAUAAGUUUGAGAUCCAUGAAGACGAUGACAGCGACAAGAAGAGGCUAUUCAUUAAAACCAAGAGGUUACUUGUUGAUAUCAUCAGAUGUCAAGCAGGGGAAACCAUACAACAAAUUUUACAGACAGAAGCUAAUGAAGACCAGGAAGAGGAGCAUAAUAGAUUGAUUGAUCAGAGGAUGAAGAGAGAUGCUAAGGCAAGUGAAGAAAGUAAAAUGACGAGAAAUACAUCACAACUAGAAGACAGCAAGCUCCCUCUUGAGGCCAAGAAGCGAAAGGUUGAGCGUAGCCUGAAGAUCUUGGCGGAAGCUGAGCUUGUUUCUGAGAAAGAUAAUUACCAAACCAUGGUCAAUGCUAUCGCACAGGAUAUUCGAAACCAGAGGAGAUACCGUCAGCGACGUAAGCAAGACAUAGUGAAACUCAGAUCAACUUAUAACGGUCUGGAAUCUAAAUCAACCUUCUACAACGAACAGAGUGAUUAUUACGCACAGUACAUCAAGACUUGUCUGGAUAACCUACAGGCUAAACGAUCAUCAAAGGCCAAGGCAAAGGACAGCAAGUCGGCCCUGAAAUACAAUGCUGCCAGACUGCAUGAGAAGGGUGUGAUCCUAGAGAUUGAUGGAUUAGAACAAUCUCAAUUCAAGAAUGUCAUGUUUGAGAUCUCGGCUACCAAUGUGCCCGGUGUUUUCGAUGUGUCGGCUAAAUUCCUUGGAGUCAAGAUGGAUAGCGUAGAACUUGUUUUCCAGGAUCUUCUUCAGCUACAGUACGAGGGCGCCGCGGUGAUGAACAUGUUCGGCAGAGCAAAGAUCAACGUCAAUCUCCUCAUCUUCCUCCUCAACAAGAAGUUCUACGGCAAGUAGGAGUUCAGCGAUGUCGCCGGGCAUGGCAACGAUAGAUACAUAGGCUUUGUAAAGUUUGUAAUAUAUUGUAUAGUACAUAUGAACUCUUAUAUUGAAAUAUAGAUUGUUUUAUGAAUGACCUAUGUUUGGUACAAAUGUUGGAAGAGGUGGGGUAUUUUUGUGUGGAUAAUGAAGUGAGAUGCUUGGAAAUGGCGUAAUUGAUAACAAACAAACGUUGUUGCUUUUGUUUUGGUUCUAUUUACCAUACUAUUUUUUACUCUUGAUGAUUUCUUAUAAUUUUCAAUUAAUUGUGCCAUUUUUUUGUAGAUUCCUGAUGUGCAGGAUCUAUGACCAAAUUGUUGAAUAUAAUUCACUUCUAUGGUUUUUUAUUAUAAUUAUUAUUUUUAUUAUUAUAAAAAUAAUGUUGAAAAAAUAAAAUAGUUUGAUAAAAUACAGAUUGUCAUAAACUGUUUAAUAUUGAAUUGAGUAGAAUUGUUAAGAUGAAAUUUAUCCUUUUUUUAACUAAAAAUCAUUUUCUCAGGAGAAAAUUAAGAAUACUUCUUUGACGAAUGCAAUAAGAAGGUACAUGUAGCACAAUGGAAAACUUGCAAAAUUAAAAUAGAUCAUCUUGACUUAUUUAUAUACAAUAGCCUUGUGCUGGAGAUAAUGAUUUUCUAAUUAUAAAAUAAUGUAAACAAAUAUAUAUGUGCCUGAUUCAUAUUCAUUUCAAUCA